Messenger RNA from Carassius gibelio (silver crucian carp), 1152 nucleotides. RefSeq lists its product as uncharacterized. The transcript is spliced from 3 exons. The record is from RefSeq and is a predicted model, not a curated record. Lineage: Eukaryota; Metazoa; Chordata; Actinopteri; Cypriniformes; Cyprinidae. The coding region runs from base 14 to 1114 and encodes 366 amino acids.
CAGUUGGUACUUCAUGGUGACUGAGUAUCUUGAAUGCCGGCCCUGCAAAAAGAAGCUUGCAGCCUGGUCGCGAGACAUCCUGGACCAGUUGGAUCCCAGCCACCGUGAACAGUUUCCUGCAGUCCUAACCUACAGGUUGUCCUGUGAUAGGGAGGUUGUGAGAUUGUUGCGGGGGCGCACGCUGGGGAACAGUGCCACAGCUCUGUACAGGCACCUGUGCCUCAGGCAUAAAGAACAUUAUCUGGGCCAGUCAACACUGUACCUGUCUGUGCUGAGGAAUUUUGUUACCCAGAACACUGAUCCCAGCAGUCUCAUUGCCGCGCUGCCACAGAUGGUGCCUGUCCCUAGUCCAUCUUGGCUGCUCUCAGUGUACGCCAGAGAAGUACUGACACGGCUUCCUGAACUCAAGGCCCGUGUCACCUCUGUUUAUGGCUCCAUUUUAAAGAUGGAUUCCACCAAAAAGGUCACCAAGAAGCUAGCUGGCCAUGCUGCUGGAACUGCUGCUUGGGUGACAGAUGUGGGGAACGAAAUUGGACAAGUCCUCAUGUGUGUCCUCACAGAAGGAGAGGGAAAGGGCCUGCUUCCCAUGUGUUCCGGACUUGUAGUUCGCUACCGCCGAGCUGGAGAAGCUCCUCCGCAAGUCCUUUAUGUGGACCGGGACUGCUGCAGCGCAGGAGAUAAAGGCAAGGCGGCAGCAAUGUUUAGCGAGUGGGACCAGCUGGUGGUCAGGCUGGAUGUGUGGCAUUUUAUUCGGCGAAUCGCAGUCGGGGUCACCACGGACAGCCACCCGCUGUAUGCCCCCUUCAUGGGACACCUCUCGGCCUGCAUCUUCGAGUGGGAUGCUGGUGAUGUUGAGAGGUUGAAGGAGGCCUGCGGUGGGAAGCCCACGGCUAAAGAGCUGGCAAGGCACUGUCGCCGCCGCACUCGUGGGGCCAAGGAGACGAAGGAGCUAAUCGAACAGCUCCUAAAUGACUUCAUGGAGGCAACAGACACAAUGGGAGUCAGGCUCUUUGACAAGGAGAGGAUGGAAGAGAUCUGGAGGACACAGCAGCCCCACAUAGAAUGCAUCCAGGACCCACCAGGUGUGCAGCUAUACAGGAGGAUAGGGAGGUGACCAAAGGGGAGGUCAUUCUGCCCCAGUAUCGCUGUGCA